AAGUGACGCGAGGUGUAAGUGUUCAAACUUUCAGAGUAAACUUUAACUGGAUUUAUCCGAUCGACAUCCUAGUUUAUUUGCAUCUUUUGAAAACCCGAAAUAAGUAUAAUUUAAGGUGUGCAGAUUUGCAGCAGACAUGUCUACCACGGCCAGACCGUUAACGUCGUUUCUUAUUCAAGACAUAUUAUCUAUUAAAAACGAUAAUCGACUGCACUCCUUUGGACAUACUCCUCUCAUCGAAACAAAGCCAGGUGGAAGCCCCACGGGUACAGACGUCCAGCAGCCUACGGAUAAAUGGGAUCGGUGGGUCAGAGCAAAGAUGCCUCAUGAUUCACUGGAGGAAGAGUCGGGAACCAGGAAGAGCGCACACUUCGAUACUCCGGGAAAGGAUUCAUCGGACAGAUCGUGCACGACUUUCUCGGAUCUCAGGCGAAGCUUGGCGGUGGAGGGCAGAGACGCGGCGAGCAAACAGAAGCGCAGCCGCGCCGCCUUCACCCACCUGCAGGUGCUGGAACUGGAGAAGAAGUUCAGCCACCAGAAGUACCUGUCCGGCCCGGAGAGGGCUCACCUGGCCAGCAGCCUGCGCCUGACCGAAACGCAAGUUAAAAUCUGGUUUCAGAACAGGAGGUAUAAAACCAAAAGGAAACAGCUGGCCACAGAGUAUGCCAAGGACUUCCUGAAGAAAUCAGAGGGACUGCAUUUCUGUGGCACUGAGGAGGACCUGGUCAGGGCAUCUUUCCUCGCCAUGAUGUGUAAGACAUAUCAGUACCGACCAUAUCUGUACGACUUUAACGGAUGGAAAUCGGCCUUGUGGUGAAAAGUUAAAACAGUGGACUAAAUAAACACGUAUGUUUGGACAUUCAAAAGGAGCAUGGAAAAAACAUAUACGACAAACUGUUAACUUUACAACAGGGGUGGCCUGGGUUUUCUGGUGCCCUAAGCGAGAUCCACCACCCCUCCAAAGCAAAAAAUACAUGUUGUCAAUUAAUUUAUAUUUAAAUUAAUUUUAGUAGCACAUGUCAGUUUCACAAGAAAAGUACUUAAAUAUCAAAACUAGUGUAAAUAACUGUAAUGUCACCGAAUGCAACCAAGGAGUAUUUUUUUCACUCGAUCACCUAUGCCACCUGUAGCGCAAGCUGCCCCUGCUUAACAAUAAAGUAUUUUAUAUUAUAAAGU
Molecule: messenger RNA, 1176 nt
Organism: Paramormyrops kingsleyae
Lineage: Eukaryota; Metazoa; Chordata; Actinopteri; Osteoglossiformes; Mormyridae
Gene: nkx3-1
Product: NK3 homeobox 1
Biological process (GO): regulation of transcription by RNA polymerase II; cell differentiation
Cellular component (GO): nucleus
Molecular function (GO): RNA polymerase II cis-regulatory region sequence-specific DNA binding; DNA-binding transcription factor activity, RNA polymerase II-specific
Source: RefSeq, a predicted model, not a curated record